AUGUUAUCUUUAAAACGGGAGCUUAUUGGUCAGCAAGCUAUGGUUACAAAACCUAUUCAAGAUUCAGAAACAGCUACAGAAGUUAGUUAUGAAAUUUCUCGAAUGAUAGCAAAGCGAAGUCGCCCCUUCAAUGAUGGGGAUUUUGUAAAAGAAUGCAUAGAAAUUGCCGCUAAGAAAAUGUGUCCAGAAGCAGCAAAAGAGUUUGAGAAAAUUCAACUGAAUCGUAUGACUAUCCAAAGACGAAUUAUAUCUUUGUCAGCACUCGACGAAUCCACUGAUAUUAGUUCCACAGCUCAACUUCUGAUAUUCAUACGAGGGGUUACUCAAGAUUUUGAAGUCUUAGAAGAGUUAUUAGGAAUGUGUUCAUUGAAAGGUCAAACCAGAGGAGUUGAUAUACUCAAUGUACUUUUGGAUGAGUGUUCAAGAACUGAUUUGGACUUAUCAAAAUUAUCGGGAGUUGCGACUGACGGUGCUCCUUCGAUGAUUGGUGUCAAUUCUGGGCUAGUUACUUUGCUGAAAAAGCAUCUGCAAGAAAAAAACAUAAACGCUGAAGAUCUCAUGAAGUUUCACUGCAUUAUACACCAAGAAGCCCUCUGUUCUAAAAAAAUUGAAUUUCAAAAUAUCAUGAAAGUGGUAGUUUAG
This is a messenger RNA of Parnassius mnemosyne (clouded apollo), 642 nucleotides long. Lineage: Eukaryota; Metazoa; Arthropoda; Insecta; Lepidoptera; Papilionidae. The record is from the annotation of a GenBank genome assembly.